UAUCGAAAAACACGAGAUUUAUUGAGAGAAGAGAAAAGUUGUUGUAUCUUCCUCAUCAUUGAAGGCGAUCGCCAAGAAUUCCGAUCAGUUAAUACUUGCAAUGAAGUCUGUAAAAUCAUCUUCGUUGAAUCCAUACGCUGCAGCAUACAUUCCCCUUUCAAGAAGAAAUGCAGCAUUAGAAGAGAUGAUUGAUUACAAUUUGAUGGAAAAAGAUGAUCCUAAUAAGUAUGUAAUAAACAUGAACCAAACAACAUCAUUAGGUUCUUCUUCUGAUGAUUACAAUUUGAAGGGAAAGAUUAUCCAUGGGUCAAAUGGUUCAACCUCCCAAAGCUGCAGCACGAUAGAUGAUGAUCGAUAUAACAAUGAUAAAGAGACAAAUAUGGUAGAAGAGUUUGAUAUGGCUUUGACAUAUCUUCAGAUGAUAUGUCCAGGUAUAUCAGAAGAAUCAUUGACAGAAGUCUUUUUGGCUAAUAAGGGUGACUUGGAAGCAACUGUAGAAAUGUUAAGGCAACUCGAGAUGGACAUAGAUGAUUGCUGUGAACAUCUUCCAGACAGCUUGGAUAUCGGGGAUGUGACUGAACCUGGAUCUUCUGGUGGGAAUGAAACUUCUGUUUCCGAAGAUCAAAUAGCAGUAGCUUCUUCUUCUUCGUCUUCUUCACUUGGAUUGGGCAUGGAAGACUCCGAAAGUAAGAAACCAUAAUCAAAACAAAUGGAAAUGAAUCAAAUUUAAAUAUCAUUUUUAGCUUAGUAGGUGUGCCAGUUUGCAGUUGAUCUUAAGGAUUUGAACUUAGUUUGGAGAUAUAGGCAGACAGACAUACAGACAUUAUUAAAAGUUUACCUUCUGUUGAAUCCAAGGUUGCUUUCUUUUUCUAUCAUUUUUUCUUACUCGGUUAUUCCAUAUGAUUACC
Molecule: messenger RNA, 908 nt
Organism: Impatiens glandulifera
Lineage: Eukaryota; Viridiplantae; Streptophyta; Magnoliopsida; Ericales; Balsaminaceae
Product: polyadenylate-binding protein-interacting protein 5-like
Exons: 3
Coding region: 101-700 (199 amino acids)
Molecular function (GO): ubiquitin binding
Source: RefSeq, a predicted model, not a curated record